Messenger RNA from Rhododendron vialii, 2732 nucleotides. Its product is annotated as probable boron transporter 6. The transcript has 14 exons. Gene Ontology annotation, cellular component: plasma membrane. The record is from RefSeq and is a predicted model, not a curated record. Lineage: Eukaryota; Viridiplantae; Streptophyta; Magnoliopsida; Ericales; Ericaceae. The coding region runs from base 324 to 2327 and encodes 667 amino acids. Gene Ontology annotation, molecular function: solute:inorganic anion antiporter activity. Gene Ontology annotation, biological process: transmembrane transport; monoatomic anion transport; monoatomic ion homeostasis.
AUACAUUCCAAUCGGAAAAACCAAGUUGCUUCCCUCUCUCUCUCUCUCUCUCUUAAAAGCAGACGAGGCCACGAGGCUGUUAUAGAGAGAGAGAAAGUAGGGGGAGAGAAAGUCGGAGAAACGUUCAAGAGCGAGAGAGAAUGCAGAGAGCGUAGAAGGAGAGAGAGAGAGAGAAUAUUUCCUCCUCCAUUUUUCCCACCUUCUCCCAUUUUUUUUCCCCGGCCGCUUUUGCCGGCCGGAACCCCGACAUUCUUCGUUCGCCUUCUCUGAUUCUACCGGACCGUUCUCGUUCGGUUCUAUCAUUCAUUCGAACAGAACCCAAAAUGGAUAGUUUGAGAAGUCCAUUCAAAGGGGUCAUCAAAGACAUCAAAGGAAGGUUACCAUGCUACAAGCAAGACUGGAAAGAGGCUUGUUGUGGCUUUAGGAUAUUGGCUCCAACUGCAUAUAUCUUUUUUGCUUCUGCUCUUCCUGUUAUUGCAUUCGGCGAGCAGUUGAGCCGGGAAACAGACGGAAGCUUGAGCACGAUUGAAACUCUUGCUUCUACUGCUAUUUGUGGAAUCAUCCACUCAAUACUUGGUGGACAGCCUCUCUUGAUUUUAGGAGUUGCAGAACCCACAGUUAUUAUGUACACUUAUCUGUACACAUUCAGUAAAGGAAGGCCAGAGUUGGGGCGGGAGCUCUUUCUUGCUUGGGCGGGAUGGGUUUGCAUCUGGACCGCUGUGCUGCUGUUUCUUCUUGCAAUAUUCAAUGCUUGCACAAUCAUCUCUAGAUUUACAAGGCUUGCGGGGGAACUUUUUGGCAUGCUAAUUGCUGUUCUUUUCAUACAAGAAGCCAUUAAGGGGGUUGUGAGCGAGUUUAGUAUCCCAAAAUCUGAAAAUCCGCAUGAAGAGAAGUUUCAAUUCCAGUGGCUUUAUACAAAUGGGCUGCUGGCCAUUGUUUUCUCUUUUGGUGUGCUUUUAACUGCUCUGAAGAGCAGACGAGCUAGGUCUUGGCGUUAUGCCACAGGGUGGUUGCGAAGUUUCAUUGCAGACUAUGGCGUUCCCCUUAUGGUAUUGUUAUGGACAGCACUAUCUUACAGUGUCCCUGGCAAAGUUCCUUCUGGAGUUCCCAGGAGGCUCUUUUGUCCUCUUCCUUGGGAAGCCGGAUCAUUGUACCAUUGGACGGUGGUCAAGGAUAUGGGGAAGGUCCCAGUGGCAUAUAUCUUCAUUGCCAUUCUACCAGCUGUGAUGAUUGCAGGUUUAUACUUCUUUGACCACAGUGUAGCUGCACAGAUGGCACAGCAGAAGGAAUACAAUCUCAAAAACCCCUCCUCUUACCAUUAUGACUUGUUUUUGCUCGGAUUCAUGACUUUACUUUGUGGCUUGCUUGGACUCCCUCCUUCCAACGGAGUCCUCCCUCAAUCACCUAUGCACACUAGGAGUCUUGCAGUUCUCAAGAGGCAGUUGAUUAGAAAGAAGAUGGUGAAGAGUGCCAAGGAAUGCAUUAAAAUGCAAGCAAGCAACUCAGAAAUCUAUGGAAAGAUGCAAGCUGUGUUCAUUGAGAUGGACACUUCUCUAGCUCAGCAAAAUGAUUCCGUACAUAAGGAACUGGAGAACUUGAAAGAGGCAGUAAUGAACAGCAAAGAUGGAGGAGAAGCUAAGGGAAAAUUUGAUCCUGAGAAGCACAUUGAUGCUCACUUGCCUGUCCGAGUUAAUGAGCAAAGAGUGAGCAAUUUAUUGCAAUCUCUCCUCGUGGGCGGUGCAAUGUUGGCCAUACCUGUGAUCAAGAUGAUACCCACCUCAGUUCUUUGGGGAUACUUUGCUUACAUGGCCAUCGAUAGCCUCCCUGGUAAUCAGUUCUGGGAGAGGUUGUUGCUGCUUUUCAUUACUCCUCGUCGUCGUUUUAAAGUCCUGGAAGAGGUCCAUGCUUCAUUUGUGGAAUCGGUUCCAUUCAGAUACAUCGCCACAUUUACACUUCUCCAGCUUGUGUAUUUCCUGAUUUGCUUCGGGGUCACAUGGAUACCAAUAGCUGGAAUCUUGUUCCCAUUACCUUUCUUCCUUCUAAUAAGCAUAAGAGAACAUCUUCUUCCAAAAUUCUUCCCACCUCAAUAUCUUCAGGAAUUAGAUGCAGCUGAGUACGAAGAAGUCGCUGGGCUUCCAGUCCAUGUAAGGAGUCUGUCAUUCAGGGAGAGAGAACAAUCUAGCGAUGGGGAAAAUCCAGACAUGGGUUUAUCUUCUCAAGAGAUAUUGGAUGAGAUAACAACCCACAGAGGCGAGUUGAAGCUGCGAUCGGUAAGCUUCCCAGAACAGCAGUUUCCGGUCUACCCAGAAGAUCAUGGCCAGAUAUGAAUAGAGCUGAUUCGAUGGCAUUGGUGCUAAUUAUACUUGAGAGAAGAGUGUUCAAGAAAAGCUUAUCCUCUCGUCGAUAACUGUGGUUGAUAAUAGGGCCACUAGAUAUCUGAAAAGCCAAAGAAGAGAACAGAAGAACAACAUAAGAAAAGGAAUUAGAGAAGUGUAAAAGGGAAUGAAAGAAUGAAGCACUUCAGGCAUAUAACUGAUACUAUAUCUUACUGUAUAUUCCCAGUAGGUGAGGCCACUAGCUAGGUUGCUUACAGGAUGGUUUUUUUAGUCCUUAAAUCGCGACUUAUAUAUUUUUGCUAAGGAAAUUGCCAGAAAACAGGUACGAAGAGACAGGACAAAGUCCUCUGUUUACUUUCUGUCGAUCAAAACUGCUGAAUGAAGAGUUUAGGUACC